UUGAAUUAUUAAAAAAUUAUUUCGAUUAGCGAAAUGUAUUGAAAUAUGGUGUACAACAAUAGACACCAUAAUUAUCAAACAGCUGUCAUAAUUUUAUAAUUUAUUAAUUGUUUAAUAGCUCUCAAAGUAGUUUUAUUUUAAAGCGAAAAAGUAAAUAAAUAAAUAAAUAAUAAACACGUGAACACGUCAAUUAAUUAAUUUAUUGGUUAUUCACACACAUUUCCGGCAUAAAUCUAGCUUGUUACUUGGUUACUCGUGUCAACCAAAUAUGGGUACCGAGAGAAAAGGAACAUUCAAGGUUGAAUACCUCCAGAAAAUAGAGCAAGAAGUUCAAGCUAAAUGGGAAGCUGAUAAAGUUUAUGAAGAAGAUGCACCAGUUGAACCAAAAAAAUCUGAUGAUGAUAAAUUUUUAGCAACAUUUCCAUUUCCAUAUAUGAAUGGUCGACUUCAUUUAGGACACACAUUUUCAUUGUCAAAAUGCGAGUUUGCUGUACGUUACAAUCGUUUGUUGGGAAAAAAAGUACUUUUUCCAUUUGGUUUUCAUUGUACUGGAAUGCCAAUAAAAGCUUGUGCUGAUAAGCUUAAACGUGAAAUGGAAGUUUAUGGUUAUCCACCAUUAUUUACUGAACAAGUUGAAGAAAUAACUGAAGCUGUUGAUGACAUUGUAAUGAAAGAUAAAAGUAAAGGAAAAAAAAGUAAAGCUGUUGCAAAAACAGGUAAUGCUAAAUAUCAAUGGCAAAUAAUGCAAAGUAUGGGUUUAAAAGAUGAAGAAAUAAAAAAUUUUGCUGAUGAAAAUUAUUGGCUUGAUUAUUUUCCACCACUUGCUGUUGAAGAUUUAAAAUCAAUUGGUCUUCAUGUUGAUUGGCGUCGUACAUUUAUAACAACUGAUGCAAAUCCAUUUUUCGAUUCAUUUGUUAAAUGGCAAUUUAUUCAUUUAAAAUCACGUAAUAAAAUUGCAUAUGGUAAACGUUAUACAAUAUUUUCACCAAAAGAUAAUCAACCAUGUAUGGAUCAUGAUAGAUCAUCAGGUGAGGGUGUUGGUCCACAAGAAUAUACACUUGUUAAAAUGAAACUACAAAAGCCAUAUCCAAGUGUAUUGAAUAUUGUUGAAGAUAAAAAUAUUUAUUUAAUUGCUGCAACCUUAAGACCAGAAACAAUGUAUGGUCAAACAAAUUGUUGGAUACAUCCAGAUAUUAAAUAUAUUGUUUAUUCAAUUGUAAAUGGUGAUAUAUUUAUAUCAACUGAAAGAGCAGCUAGAAAUUUAUCUUAUCAAGGUUUUACUGAAGUUGAAGGUAAAAUAAAUAUUAUUGUAAAAAUUACUGGACAAGAUAUUAUGGGUCAAGCAUUAUCAGCACCAUUAACAAGUCAUGAAAUAAUUUAUACACUUCCAAUGCUUACAAUAAAAGAAGACAAAGGUACUGGUAUUGUAACAUCAGUACCAAGUGAUUCACCUGAUGAUUAUGCUGCACUUGUUGAUCUUAAAAAAAAACAACCAUUAAGAGAAAAAUAUGGUAUUAAAGAUGACAUGGUAUUGCCAUAUGAACCAAUAUCAAUACUUGAAAUACCAGAAUAUGGUAAUCUUGCUGCUGUAUUUGUUUAUGAUAAAUUAAAAAUUCAAUCUCAAAAUGAUAAAGAUAAAUUAUUAGAAGCCAAAGAAAUGGUUUAUCUUAAAGGUUUUUAUGAAGGUGUAUUACUUGUUGGUGAAUAUAAAGGAAAAAAAAUUCAAGAUGUUAAAAAAAAUAUACAAAAACAAUUAAUUGAUGAUAAACAUGCUGUUAUAUAUUAUGAGCCAGAAAAAAAAAUUAUAUCAAGAUCAAAUGAUGAGUGUGUUGUAGCACUAUGUAAUCAAUGGUACUUAGAUUAUGGUGAAGAGAGCUGGAAAAAACAAGCUGAACAAGCAUUAUCUAAUCUUGAAACAUUUCAUGAUGAAGUUAGAAAAAAUUUUAAUGCAAGUCUUGAUUGGUUACAUGAGCAUGCAUGCUCAAGAACAUAUGGUCUUGGUACAAAGCUACCAUGGGAUGAAUCAUGGCUCAUUGAAUCUCUAUCUGAUUCAACAAUUUACAUGGCAUAUUAUACAAUUGCACAUUUAAUACAAGGUGGUACAUUUAAAGGUGAAAAACCAAAUGCACUUGAUAUUAAAGCUGAUGAAUUAACACCAGAAGUAUGGGAUUAUAUAUUUUUUAAUGAUGCAAAAUAUCCAAAUACUUCAAUUAAAAAAGAAUCACUUGAUUUAAUGCGUCAUGAAUUUCAAUAUUGGUAUCCAGUUGAUAUACGUGUUUCUGGUAAAGAUUUAGUACAAAAUCAUUUGACAUAUUUUAUUUAUAAUCAUACAGCAAUUUGGCCAAAUCAACCAAAUCUUUGGCCAAAAGGAAUACGUGCUAAUGGACAUUUAUUAUUAAAUUCAGCUAAAAUGUCAAAAUCAGAUGGUAAUUUUUUGACUUUAAGUGAUGCAACUAAAAAAUUUUCAGCUGAUGGUAUGCGUUUAUGUCUUGCUGAUUCUGGUGAUUCAGUUGAAGAUGCAAAUUUUGUUGAAAAAAUGGCUGAUGCUGGUAUUUUACGUUUAUUUACAUUUAUUGAAUGGGUCAAAGAGGUACUUGCAACAGAAAGUACAUUCCGUAAAUCACAACCAGAUACAUUUAAUGAUAAAGUAUUUAUGAGUGAAAUGAAUUUAAAAAUUCGUGAAACUGGUGAUAAUUACAGUAAAAUGUUGUAUAAAGAAGCACUUAGAACUGGAUUUUUUGAAUUGCAAACAGCUAGAGAUAAGUAUUUACAAUUGAGUGCACUUGAUGGUGUUAAUUGGAGUUUAAUAAUGCAAUACAUUGAACUACAAACAAUAUUAAUUGGUCCAAUUUGUCCUCAUGUUGCUGAACACGUACGUGGUAUUAUUGGUAAAAAUUCAAUUCUUGAUGCACGUUGGCCAGAAGUUGGAGCAAUUGAUGAAACAAUUAUUGAAUCAUCACAGUAUCUUAUGGAUGCAGCACAUUCAUUCAGGAUUAUGUUAAAAAAUCAUUGUGCUCCUAAAAAAUCUGGUAAAGGAAAAGGUGAUGUGACACCUGUUGUUAAACCAACAACUGGAACUAUUUGGGUUGCUAAAACUUUUCCAACAUGGCAAGCAAUUGUCUUGACAACAAUGAAAGAAUUAUGGAAUAGUGAUACUAAAACACUUCCAGAAAAUAAAAUAAUUGCUGGUGAAUUGGGAAAAAAAAAUGAAUUGAAAAAAUAUAUGAAAAGAGUUAUGCCAUUUGUUCAAAUGACAAGAGAAAAAUUAGACGCUUUUGGCAUAAGUGCAUUUAAUUUGACACUUGCUUUUGAUGAAAUUGGUGUUUUAAAUGGAAGUAAGGAUUAUCUAAAGAGUACACUUGAUGUUGAACAACUUGUUAUUAGUUAUUCUGAUGAAGCACCAGAAAAAACUAAAGAAGAAUGUUGUCCUGGUUCUCCUUUCAUCAGUUUUACAUAAAAACUUACAAAAAUAUACAUUAAAAAAAAUUUUUUUAUCAUUCAAAUAGAUGAUUAAAUAAAUUUUUUAAUGUCUCUAAUUUUGUAUAAGUACUGUAAAUGUUUUUUUUGUAUUUACAAAUAAAGCUUUUAAUAUCAUGAAUUA
Molecule: messenger RNA, 3601 nt
Organism: Aphidius gifuensis
Lineage: Eukaryota; Metazoa; Arthropoda; Insecta; Hymenoptera; Braconidae
Gene: LeuRS
Product: leucine--tRNA ligase, cytoplasmic
Exons: 3
Coding region: 269-3457 (1062 amino acids)
Biological process (GO): leucyl-tRNA aminoacylation
Molecular function (GO): leucine-tRNA ligase activity; ATP binding; aminoacyl-tRNA deacylase activity
Source: RefSeq, a predicted model, not a curated record